Messenger RNA from Eruca vesicaria subsp. sativa (arugula), 531 nucleotides. NCBI's taxonomy places the organism in Eukaryota, Viridiplantae, Streptophyta, Magnoliopsida, Brassicales, Brassicaceae. The record is from the annotation of a GenBank genome assembly.
AUGGAUUUUUGGGUCGACCUCGCCGGAACUCUGCGGCGGAACCAAUCUCCGAUGCUCCCAUCUUUCAACAUUGAGGAGAUGUCUGAUGAUGCCUCUUUGGGGCAGGGAAAAUUUUGCGAUGACCCAGACGCGGAGAAAAUUCUGGAGGAGGCGGACUGGGCCGAGGAAGAAAGGGAAGGGAGCUUUGAUGAGAACGAUUUAAUGGACGAAGAUGAUUUGCUGCUGGAAGAGGAAGAGGAGGCACGGGAUUCACACGCCAUGGUACCUAAGCAAUCGAUGACUUCUGCAAUUCCGAGUUGGUGGAAAGGGAGCCCGGAGGCCGAUAUCCCUCAGGGCCGGAGCGGUGCGGUCGCUGUAAACCAGGGAGAGAGGAGCCGCCAAAUCUGUACGCCACCGACCAAACUUGAGCUUCCGACGUCAAAGAAAAAAGGGACGCCAAGCCCAAUUGCAGCGGGCAUGUCCCUGAAAAAAAAGAAACCUCCUUUUGGGCCGCGCCUCCCAAAAAUCAGUAACCUCAACAAAAGCUACUAA